This is a messenger RNA of Macrobrachium nipponense, 1891 nucleotides long. RefSeq names its product DNA polymerase delta subunit 2-like (gene PolD2). Gene Ontology annotation, biological process: DNA strand elongation involved in DNA replication; DNA replication. NCBI's taxonomy places the organism in Eukaryota, Metazoa, Arthropoda, Malacostraca, Decapoda, Palaemonidae. The record is from RefSeq and is a predicted model, not a curated record. Gene Ontology annotation, molecular function: DNA binding. Gene Ontology annotation, cellular component: delta DNA polymerase complex.
GACAGUCCCUGACUGUUAUUUGUUAUCCCGUUGGAUGAGUUUGUUUACUAUACCUGGGAGCCAUCGUACGUUGAUUCAGAAACGCGCGAAAGAUUGUGUAAUUCGUAGACCUCGUCUUUAUUAUUUAAAAAAAUCUGCGAACAUAAUCGUUGAUUACACGCAUAAUCAUAUCGUUUUGUGAGAAAAAAUGAUUCUUACUGGAUCCAAAGAAGAGGUAAAUUACGACGUCCUUCUUAGCAAACCCGUAGAAGGGGAGGCCAGUCAGCAUGCCACAAGAGCCCAGAGGGAAAAUGUGCCCUACGAAAACCUUUCUAAAAAGUAUAUCCUAUGGGAAGUGAAAGAUGCCCCAAGACAGUACUUCAAGAUGUACGAAGCCAGGUUGAAAAAGAUUAGGCCAAAACUUGAAUCCAAAGCUGCUGACAAAUGGGGUUCAGAUGUUCCACUGAAGCACCUUCACGAAUUAGAUGGAGAAACUGGAAGAUGUGUUGUUGUUGGAAUGUUUAAACGGCAAGAAUUGAAACCUUCAAUUCUCAAGGAGAUAUCGGAAGAGCAUCACUUAAUGCCACAACCUGUCAUAGAAAAAUAUGUGAGUCAGGAAGAUGAAAUUAUUUUAGAAGAUGAACUUCAAAGAAUUCAGCUGGUUGGGAAUAUAGAUGUCCCCAAACUUGUUACCGGUGUUACAUGUGCAGCACUUGGGAAAGAAGGGAGUGGAGGAAAGUUUGAAGUUGAAGAUACUUGUUUCAUUGGAUUACCAGAUCCUGUAAAACGUGAAGUGGUAAAAGAGGAUAAGUUCUUGCUUUUGAUUUCGGGACUAGAACUGAGUGAUUGUGUGGACAAAAAAUUAUCUCUAGAUUUGCUUGUUGAUUAUGUCUGUGGUUAUCUUGGACACCCAGAAGAGCAAGCUGCUAUCGCUCAAAUAAGUAGAGUUAUAGUUGCAGGAAAUUCUCUUAGUAGUGCUAAGGGUGAGAAAGGAAAGCCCAAAAAAGGGGAGCUGAUAAGAGAGCUGGAUGAUACAUUAAUCCAAAUUGCUAGUGUAUGUCCCGUAGAUGUCAUGCCUGGAGAAUUCGAUCCUACUAACCACAUUAUGCCGCAGCAGCCUCUUCAUCGAUGUUUAUUCCCAAAGGCAUCUGUAUACACCACCAUGCAAAGUGUUUCAAACCCUUAUGAACUUGAAAUUGGAGGUCGAUUGCUGAUUGGAAUGUCAGGGCAAAAUGUGAAAGAUGUAUGUCGCUGCUCUGUUCUGGAAGAUCCCUUGGAAGUCAUGGAGAGUCUUUGCAAGUGGGGACACCUUGCUCCAACUGCUCCAGACACACUUUCAUCAUAUCCCUAUGUUGGUGAUGAGCCAUUUGUUAUUACUUCAUGUCCUGAUCUGAUGUUUGUAGGAAAUCAAGAAUCAUUUGCUGUUCGAACUAUAAAAGGGACAGCUGAUCAUGAUGUAACUUUAGUAAGUGUUCCAAGAUUUAAUGGAACUGGCACCUGUGUAUUAGUGAAUCUUAAGACCUUGGAUUGCCGCCCAUUUUGCAUUUCCAUAGAUGACAUAGAUGUAAGCUGCAGUAAAUCAAGCCCAGAUGUUGAAAAGUGACAAAUCGGAACUUGUUGGGUAAUGAUCAAAAGUUAGCUCUGUUCAAAUUUCAGUAGAUCUUUGCACCAGUGUUUUGAGGUUGUUGAAAAUUUUCAUAAGUUUUCCUAAUACUUUGAAAGUUUUUAGACAUUUUUGCACCAGUUUUUCCUGUCUUUAAAAUUCCUCAUUAGAUUAUCGAAACAGAAAGGUGAAAUAUUUUCUAAUUGUUAAAAAAAAAUUUCUAGUUUAAGUUUUUGUCAAUGUUAACUUUACAUUUUAAGGUACUGUAUUAUCGACCAAUUUUUAUAGCAAUAUAUUUUCAUUAUAAAA